This is a messenger RNA of Lachancea dasiensis, 1998 nucleotides long. Lineage: Eukaryota; Fungi; Ascomycota; Saccharomycetes; Saccharomycetales; Saccharomycetaceae. The record is from the annotation of a GenBank genome assembly.
AUGACUGAAGCAAGAGGCGUUUUGGGAGCUUUGAAAGAAUCUGGAUCGUCAAGAUUCACCCAAAAACUUUUCCCAGAUGUCCUGGUGCCCACAGUAGCAAGGGCAAUAGAGCUCAAUGAAAUUGGGGAUGAGACCGAACGUCAAAAAAAAUUCCACACCCCGAGGAUGGUGUCACAGUCUGCCCACUUUACGUAUACGGUGCCUGAAGCCCGACCACAUUACAAGCCAAUCAUCACCUCGUCCAAAGCGUUGGAGGACCUAAACUUAAAAAUGGACUCGGAGCUAAUGGCCUUGCUCAAUGGCUCUAAAGUUUAUUCUGACGAGCAAGGAUCUAUUUUUCCUUGGAGCAUGGCCUAUGCAGGAUUUCAAUUUGGGCAGUUUGCUGGACAACUGGGUGACGGGCGUGUGGUGAACAUUUUUGACCUUCCCGACAAAAACAACCGCUUUCAAACAUUGCAGCUGAAAGGCGCUGGUAUGACGGCUUUUUCACGGUUUGCGGACGGAAAAGCCGUCCUGAGGUCUAGCAUCCGCGAGUUCAUCAUAUCCGAGGCUCUCCACCACAUUGGAAUUCCGUCUACACGCGCACUUCAACUCACAAGCCUCCCCGAGACUCGAGCAAUGCGAUCUACUUACGAGCCUUGUGCCGUUUACUGCAGGUAUGCACCAAGCUGGAUCCGGUUAGGUAAUUUCGACUUAUGCCGGUACAGACAAGACCAUAGCAGUCUAGUUAGACUGUCAGAUUUCUGUGUCGACGAAGUUUUCAACAAGGGCGAAAACUUUCCUACUGAGAUAUCUCCAGAAGCUUUCAAGCAUGAUUAUUUCCCUGAUGAAGACGUGAAAAUGCCAUCCGGAUCACCAUCUGAACUUCCCUGCCUUGAUAAAAGCACUAAAUAUGAGCUUUUUUUUCGUCAUGUUGUCAACCUGAAUGCAGAGUCGGUUGCGUGCUGGCAGUCGUAUGGAUUUUUAAACGGGGUCCUCAACACCGAUAAUACAUCCAUCCUAGGACUGGCGAUAGACUUUGGGCCCUUUUCUUUUAUGGACAAGUUUCAGCCACAGUUCACGCCAAAUCACGACGACAUAGAACUCCGCUAUUCAUUUGCGAAUCAACCCACCGCAAUUUGGUGGAAUUUAACCAAAUUUGCACAGGCCAUGACGACUCUAAUUGGUGCAGGCCCGAAACUUAUCGAUACGAUUGUGAGAAGCGGGUUGGAAAAUCUGACCGAGGAUAAUGAAAGAGAAAUCAUCUCACGGGCAAAUGCAGUUAUAUUGUCGGCAGGAAAUGAGUACAAGUAUCGCUUUACGGUUAAUUAUGCAAAAAUCAUGUCACAAAGGUUAGGUCUGGACAUUGGUUUGACGAGAACCGUUACAAGCACCAAUAUUCAGGAGCUGGCCGACAAGGCUACAGAGUUCAACAAAGUGAUUUUAGAGCCCCUAUUACAGAUUCUCUACGUUACACAGGUUGACUACAAUAAUUUCUUCGUCAAACUUCAAGCAUAUAAAGGCGAAUUCAAAUCAAAGGACGGGACAGGCUUUCAAAUGAUUGAUCCGGAGCUCCUGAGGAUAUUCUUCACGGAAGCACAAGUGUCAAAGUUGGAAAAACAUCUGAAAGGUACGCCGGAGGCCGAUUCAGGUGACACAAGAAGGUUACUAGAAGUUGCAGAAACUCUUGCAACUUGGAUAGAUGAUUUCGUUGCUUUGGCCCCUCCGGUAUCUGGGGACAGAUUCACCCUUGCGAAGAGAUAUAACCCUCUAUUCACCCCCAGAGCCUAUAUCUUUGAACAAGUUAUUGAUAGUAUUACUGAUCAGCAGAGAGAUGCGAUAAAUGAUCCGAAUGCUGAACUAGAUAUCUCCUUCCUUCAAAAACUUUACAACAUGAGUGUUAACCCUUACGAUUCAGAUAAGUGGGAUGAUAGCUUGAGGCCUGAAGUAGUGCAGGACUGGACAUCUCAUGGCGAUGAUGACGCCAAAUUCAUGAAGCAGCUCACCUGCUCAAGCUAA